GAACAACUGGAUUAAAUUAUGGAGAAAUCAUUAGUUCCUCAUAAGUUGACUAACAAUGACAUUUAUGUGACUCAUGCUGAAUUUCAAGGAUGUUUCAUAAAAAUUUGGGCAAACUUUUACUCUCAAAAGAGAAAAAAUUUAGAAAAAAAUGUACAAAAUUAUGAUCAUUACUCAAGGGAAUGUAAUGCAUUAGACCUUUUUGGAAACAAGUUAUAUGUAUAUACUUGGAAAAAUGACUAUGAAUCAAGAGUAUAUAGAUGUCUAAUUAUAUAUUCAGAUUUAGUGGCCAAAACUCACACUAUAGUCCUCAUAGAUUAUGGCCGGACUAUGGUGGUUUCAUAUUUUAAUGUUAGAGAAGUAAUCCAAGAUGUAGAUCCUUCUUUUUUAAUUGAUUUGUGUCAAAGAGCCACAGUAUAUACAUUUUUGCUGAGUACUUGUAUAAGUAAAUCAAAAUCAAAAUCAGACAUUGACUUAAUUAAUAUUUUGUGCAAUAAAUAUUACAAAUAUCGAAGAGACUUUGAAAUUGGUGGUAUCACAUUCAUAUCAUUAUUUGAUGUGGACAAAAUUUUAGUUGACAAAGGCAUAGCAGAUAACAUCAAUUUGGCUACAAUGAUCACCAUUGCUAAUAGUAUGGAAUCAACAAUUGAAUUAAACAAUAAAUCCGAUAUGAUCAACAGUUGCCCAAUUGCAAGCAAAGCGUUAAGCUUUGGUUCUUUUCUACGAUCUCAACGUUUAGAUUUCAUUACUUUAAUAAGCAUAAGUGUCACAAGGGUUGUUAUAGAUAACAUAUCAAUUCUUCUGACAGUCCGGACACUUGACAAUGAAUCUGAAGCAUUA
Molecule: messenger RNA, 837 nt
Organism: Myzus persicae (green peach aphid)
Lineage: Eukaryota; Metazoa; Arthropoda; Insecta; Hemiptera; Aphididae
Exons: 3
Source: RefSeq, a predicted model, not a curated record